Microplitis demolitor is the source of this 1803-nucleotide messenger RNA. Its product is annotated as leucine-rich repeat-containing G-protein coupled receptor 5. The transcript has 8 exons. Lineage: Eukaryota; Metazoa; Arthropoda; Insecta; Hymenoptera; Braconidae. Gene Ontology annotation, cellular component: plasma membrane. Gene Ontology annotation, molecular function: protein binding. The record is from RefSeq and is a predicted model, not a curated record. The coding region runs from base 231 to 1694 and encodes 487 amino acids.
GCGAUUUCUAUUGUUCUGUCCAUCGCGAGUGUUCACGAUCGGUUACCAAUGACAUUUUUAUAUUUUUAAUAAAUCUCAGAUAUGCCGUGGGAUAAAUAAUGAAGAUGGGAACCAGUAGUUGUAGAUAAGAAAAAAAAUAAAAAAAUAUAAGAGAAUUGAAAUAAAUAGAACAAUAAUUCGUUUGAGAAGAAAGUAAGGAAGUUUCGAAAAAGUUUAACACGAAAGUGAAGAUGAGGAAGAUUAUGACAUGGAUGACGUGGGUUGUUCUAAUUAUUUGCGUGGGCAGAGGGCUGGGGCAGACAAUCGCGAGGUGUCCGAAUCAGGCUGACAUUAGACCGUGCUCGUGUUCGGUUAAAAAAAAUGGACUGGAUGUCAUUUGCGAGAGCACGGACCAUGUGCAUAUCACUUCCGCGCUGACGGCGUUAAAAACACAGAACGCGGUUAUUUUUUAUCUUAAAUUGAGACACAACAAUUUGCCUAAGCUACAGGGGUUCAUUUUUCUGGGACUGGUGGUACAGCAUCUGGCGAUUCACAACAGCAGUUUGGCUACGGUUGAAGAGUCUUCGCUUAGUUCGAUUGGAAAAGGACUUACUCAACUAGAUUUAUCACAAAAUUCCCUGGCAGCUGUUCCAUCAUCAGCGCUGACAAACCUCCACGCCCUCAUUAUUCUGAAUUUAAAUAGAAAUAAAAUUCGUGAGUUGCGUAGCAAAUCAUUUGCUGGACUGGACACUCUGGAAAUACUGAGUUUAUAUGAAAAUAAAAUAAGCGUAAUUGAUCCAGAUGCAUUCAAAGGCCUUGACGAUCGGAAAUUAAAACGACUGAAUCUCGGAGGAAAUCUUCUGACAAAUAUACCGACCUCUGCGCUAUCAUCCCUGGAUGUUUUGAAAAAACUCGAGAUGCAGGAAAACAGAAUUUCAACUAUCAAAGAAGGAGACUUUGAAGGAUUAAAAAGUUUGGACUCGCUGGUAUUGGCGCAUAAUCAAAUUCGCCAAGUACCGGCUAGAGUAUUUUCACACUUGACGCAAUUAAACUCUUUGGAACUCGAAGGCAAUAGAAUUACUCAUGUUGAUCCCGAUGCUUUUAUCGGAUUAGAGGAAAAUCUUCAAUAUCUAAGACUGGGAGAAAAUAAUCUGCACGUAAUACCAAGCGAUGCACUUCGACGUCUUCACCGUCUCCGGCACCUGGAUCUUAGAUCUAAUAACAUAACAUAUCUUCCGGAGGACGCUUUUGCAGGAUACGGCGAUUCCAUAUCCUUUCUCAAUCUUCAGAAAAAUUUAAUUAAAAUUUUACCGCCCACAAUAUUUGACAAUUUGAAUUCGCUCCAGUCAUUAAACUUGGGAAAUAACAAACUCACUCACAUUCCCGAAGAAAUAACCGAAGGGAUGAUCGAUACUCUCGUAAUGAUCGACAUCACAGACAAUCCUUUAAUUUGUACAUGUGACCUCCAAUGGUUUCCCUACUGGUUGAAAAAUUUAAAAGGUCAAGACGACGACACAAUGUCGAAAAAACGUACAGUCUGCAUGAUGUUAAAUGAAAGACGUGAGUACGUGCUUCAGAAUUUACCUCUCGAGAAAAUGGGCUGCGUUAGUAAAACUGGUAAAAUAUCAUCAUCUUCAAAUGUUAUUGCGUUUCACUAUCUCCACAUACUGGUACUCCAUUUUGUUAACGUUAUAACCUCAAAAUUACUUCAGUAACAUCACUAAAUAAAUAUAUUUAGUAAUAACAAUAGCUCUGCAACAACAAUUAUAGUUGCAAUUACUAUUUCAACAAAUACUUUAGUAUGCUAUUGAGUUAUUUCUUAAC